This is a messenger RNA of Corylus avellana, 2194 nucleotides long. RefSeq lists its product as uncharacterized. The record is from RefSeq and is a predicted model, not a curated record. NCBI's taxonomy places the organism in Eukaryota, Viridiplantae, Streptophyta, Magnoliopsida, Fagales, Betulaceae.
CACAGACGCAUAAUCUGCUCUCAAUUCUGUCUUUAGGGCUUCGAUUGGGUCUGCUCGAUCAACUGAUAUCGAUUACGUUCAGUCUCAGAGCGAUAAAGAAGUCAACGCAGAUCUAUACGACUAAAGCUUUGAUCUGUGCUUGCAGCGUGUGGCGGAGUGUGUAAGAGAGAGAGAGAGAGAUGGAGGUGAUCCAGCAUUUUAGCCACGAGGAGCAUCCCUUGAUGUUUGUGGAAGAGUUUGAAGAUGAAGGUGUUUGCUCAGGUUGCAAUAAAUCAGUAUGCGCUCCUGCCUACAAAUGCUUUCACUGCAACUUCUUCCUUCACAAGUCCUGCGCCGAGUUAUCCACAGAAAUACAACACCGUGCGCAUCCAAACCACAUCCUUGUUCUUCAAAAACCAUCAAAGUCUAAAAUUUGUGAUGUCUGCCGUAAGAAUUGCGAAAGAUGCUUCUUCUACCACUGCAAUAGUUGCGAUUUCGACCUUGACAUCGAAUGUGCUUCCAUUUGGGGAACAAAUACUGACGACGGUCACCAACACAAAUUCGUUCCCAUCAUUCAACAGAUCCACUUUACCUGUGAAAUCUGUGGUGAGUAUCGCAACAGCUUUGCCCAGGUAUGUCGCAUUUGUCGACUCUUGGCUCACUCUAAAUGUACUCUAAAUCCACCUAGCAUAAAAAUUAUGGCAGAUCGUCAUUCACUCACUCUCAUCUAUUCACUUGGACAAGUGAUGAAGAAGCACGAUGCUCGUGCAUUCUGUAACCUCUGCAUUAAAAAGAUCAAUCUCAGUUGUGCGGGUUAUUAUUGUCAAAAAUGUGAUUUCGUAGCCCACUUGCAUUGCGCACACAGAAAUUGGAUUGGAGCAAGUAGUGAUACCACCAUAGACUCAAGCAUAGAGGAGGAGGGUAUCGACUUUGAAGAGGGUGAAGAAAGUGAGGAGCUCAAACAUUUUGAUCAUGAUGAACAUAACUUAAUCCUCAGCCGCAACCAAGUCGAUGUUCAUCAUAAUAAGCUCUGUGAAGGUUGUAUGCAACUAAUUUCUGCCCCAUUUUAUAGCUGUGAGCAAUGCAAUUACUUUCUCCAUAGCGCAUGUGCUCGACUGCCCUUAAAGAAGCGACUCCCAAAUCACCCACAUCUGUUUACCCUCUACCCAUGCGGAUCUGACAUUGGUAAGACAGCACAUUGUUUCACUUGUCAUCGUCGUAGCAAUGGCUUCUUUUAUAUAUGUUCCGAAGGUGAAUGCAGUCUUGAUAUCCGAUGUUGUUUGAUUCCAAUACCCUUGAAGCAUGAGGGUCACCAGCACUCCCUCUUCCUUGCUCCAAGUUCAGAUCAAAAGUGCAAUUCUUGUGAGGGGCCCAAGGGCCCCAGUCGUGUAUUUGUAUGCAAGGAAGGCGAUUUUGUCUUGGGUUUUGAAUGCGCAACACUCCCACUCAAAGUUAAGUAUGAACAUGACUCACAUCUCCUCUCACUCACUUAUACUGCCAAAAACGAUUAUGAAGAAUAUUAUUGCCUAAUUUGUGAAGAAGAAAGAAAUUCAAACUAUUGGUUCUAUUACUGUAAAAAAUGCGACUUUACUGCUCAUCCUCGAUGCGUAGUUGGGAGGUAUCCCUACAUUAGGUAUGAAAGAGAUUUUACAUGGGAAAAUCACCAACACCCUCUUAAUUUUGUCCGAAGAAGUAAGGACUCUCGCCCAUGUGAUGCAUGCGAUAAAAUUUUUGAUGAUGAUUUGGCUUUAAACUGUAGACAAUGCAAAUUCAUCAUCCAUCCGUGGUGGACCUGUAUGGGCAAGAUGGGUAUAUGAUAACUUCUUAGCACUGAUUAGAAAAAUAUCUUUUUGUAGUUGGUUGUACUAGCCAGCACAUUUGUUUCCAUGCUAGAGAGAGUUCCUAAUAAUUGUAUAAUUUAUUUCAUCAUAUACUUUGAUUGAAUUUUUGUUUUAUUUUUUGAUAUAUGUUACAAGUUUGGUGAUAAGUGGACGAGUAAUAUUGAUGACUAUCAUUAAUUAUAUAUUUAGUAUGGAAGAAAUUUUACAUAUGAACGCCACCAACGCGGUCUAGCCUUCAUUGAGAGAACUCACGACUCUUCUCCAUGUGAUUUCUGUGGUAAAAUUUUCAUAUGCCUCCUUGUUAUUAGUAUUAGAAAAUUAUUACUUUGACGAUGUGGCCCUACAAUGUAUUUCUGUCUUUGCAAAUUGACUCU